Venustampulla echinocandica is the source of this 2181-nucleotide messenger RNA. RefSeq lists its product as uncharacterized. Gene Ontology annotation, molecular function: catalytic activity. The record is from RefSeq and is a predicted model, not a curated record. The transcript is spliced from 2 exons. The coding region runs from base 1 to 2181 and encodes 726 amino acids. Lineage: Eukaryota; Fungi; Ascomycota; Leotiomycetes; Helotiales; Pleuroascaceae.
AUGGCCCCAAUAACCAACAUGUCCCUGCCAAAUGCCCGGCCCUAUGCCUUCAACUUCCCCCCCGAAACCACGGCAUUUCUCAUCAUCGACAUGCAACGGGACUUUGUCGACCCGGGCGGGUUUGGUUCGGUCCAGUGCGGGAACCCCGACAUCUUCUCGUCCGUCCGCAGCAUUGUCCCGACCGUGCAGCGAGUCCUGGAGGUGUCCCGCGAGAUGGGGAUGCAUGUUAUUCAUACGAGGGAGGGCCAUCGACCGGACCUCUCCGACCUGCCCGCGGCAAAGCGGCUGCGGCAGAUCAGUGCGCCGAGUGGCCACCAUACGAUGGGCAUCGGCGAUCAGGGCCCCAUGGGAAGACUGCUGGUGAGAGGAGAGUUCGGCCACGAUAUCAUUGACGAGCUCAGGCCGGUCCCGGGAGAGCCGAUCGUCGACAAGCCGGGCAAGGGGAGCUACUGGGGGACCGGACUGCAUAGGAUAUUACUCGCUCGAGGCAUUACGCAUCUGAUUUUCGCGGGUGUGACAACAGAGUGCUGUGUCACUACGACUUUGCGAGAAUGCAAUGAUCGAGGGUACGAAUGCUGCAUUCUAUCGGACUGCACUGGCGGCUUCGAUCAGCAGCAGGUUACCACGUCGCUGGAUAUGAUAUGCAGCCAGGAUGGCCUGUUUGGCUAUAUCGGGCACAGCUCCGACUUCUUUGCGCAGGCAGACAGGCUCGCAGGGACGGCUGUGGCUGCUCCGCCGGCGGCUUCAAAGGACCAUGAUACGAGUACGCUGCCAUCAAUUGCCGCGCUCCAACGGCAGUACAAGAGCAGCCUUGCAGAUCCCCAGGUGAUUGUCAACGCUGUCUUUGAUCGUAUAGAGAAGUACGAAGCCAUCGACCCGGCUGUCUGGAUCUCCAAACAGUCCCGGGACGACGUGCUUGCUGCAGCCGGAGCACUCUCUGCUAAGUACGCGGGGAAGCCGCUCCCUCCACUCUUUGGAGUGCCGUUCGCCGUCAAGGAUAGCAUCGACGUGGGAGGCUGCGUCACCACGCUGGCCUGCGAGAGCUUUGCGUACACGGCGGAUUCUACUGCCCCGGCCGUUCAACACCUGCUUGACGCCGGUGCUUUGUACAUUGGCAAGGUCAACCUGGACCAGCUGGCCACGGGUCUCACGGGAUGCCGUUCACCCUAUGGCACCCCGCACAGCUUCUACAGCCAAGAUCACAUAUCGGGCGGCUCAUCAUCUGGAUCAGCCGUCGCCGUUGUAGCGGGCCUGGUCUCGUUCGCCGUCUCGACCGAUACCGCGGGCAGCACCCGCAUCCCCGCCGCUUUCAACGGCAUCGUUGGCUUCAAACCCACCAAGGGAACCAUCUCGGCCCGGGGAUUGGUACCUGCGUGCAAGAGCCUCGAUUGUGUUACAGUCAUUGCGCCCUCCCUGGCAGAUGCUCGCGCCGCCUGGUACAUCAUGGAUCAGCACGAUUCCCUAGAUCCAUAUGCCAAACUACCGAGCAGCCUCGCGACCUGGAAGACGGAUUUCCGUGGGCCGAGGGAAGGGGGCUUCACAUUCGGCGUGCCUCCGGCUUCCCUGCUGGAGGAGACCUGCUCCGAAGCAUACCAAGAACUGUUCCAGGCUUCGAUACAGACGCUGGUAUCAUGCGGUGGCCGGCUGGUCGAGAUCGAUUACUCCCCGUUCGCCAAGGCCUGCGACCUCCUCUACAACGCGUCCCUGGUUCACGAGCGCCUGGCUUCCAUCGGCCACGAAUUCAUCGUGAAAAACGUCGACUCCUUCCACCCGGUUACCAAAUCCAUCUAUCGGUCAACACUCGAUUCGGAUCUAAAAGCCUGGCAGGUGUUCCGGGAUCAGGCGUUGCAAACACAGUAUAUCGCGCAGGCACGCAAGGUUUUCAACACCCUCGAAGGCGGGGUCGACGUCUUGGUCGUGCCGAGCGCGCCGUGCCAUCCCACCAUCGCGGAGAUCCGAGCAGACCCCAUCGGUCUGAAUUCCAAGCUGGGCGUGUUCGCACACGCGGGCAACGUGCUGGAUCUGUGUGGCGUCAGUGUCAACGCUGGAUGGGUCGAGGGCGGAGCAGCAGAGGAGGGCAAGAAGUUACCCUUUGGAGUCACGUUUCUGGGCGGGAGCGGGUACGAUGGCAAGAUCCUCGAUCUCGCUGCGGUCUUGGAAGAUGCUAUCAAGAAAGAAUGA